Messenger RNA from Cadophora gregata, 2383 nucleotides. RefSeq lists its product as uncharacterized. Bases 949 to 2130 code for a protein of 393 amino acids. The transcript is spliced from 2 exons. NCBI's taxonomy places the organism in Eukaryota, Fungi, Ascomycota, Leotiomycetes, Helotiales, Ploettnerulaceae. The record is from RefSeq and is a predicted model, not a curated record.
AGGUAAAGGCGGCGUGCCUCAUCACAUUCACUCUGUCAACUUACCAGGAACAUAUGACGGGCGCAGAGGAGACAGAGCGGAACAGCUAUGUAAGUCGUUCCUUAAUGCCGUCCCUUUGUCUUACCAUCGAAGGUCAUCAAUCGAGAAUCAUUAAUACAGCACGUCGUUGUCGUCUCGUUCCGUAAGGUAGUCUAGGCAAGCUUGCACCCGGAUUUAGCUCGGUUCCUUUCGCUCUGGCUACUCUUAUCUUAGCCGCUGCUCGGCAUCCCCACUGCCAGUACGGUAAGAUAACUCGGGGUAAGUGCUGGUGCAGGUGGAGCUACCUACCUAGGUACCUUACCUAAUACAGUACCUAUUCAGCGCGGAUCCGCAUUCAACUUAGCCAUCCCGUCCGUCACAAUGGAAUGGAAAACAGAGUACCCACUCCACCGUCAUUCUAUUCUCCUCCCAUCACCCACCUCAUCCAACUCACAAGAAUCAGCCUACCAUUCAUUAGGUGCCUUACCUACCGCCUGCUCUGCCUCACAUUACCCAGCUAGUUUUAUUGUGACUCACAGAGAUUCUUACAUGGAGGAAUUAUUUCGCACCACGCCACAGACACCAUUCCACAAAACCUGGCAAUAACGCACCACGCCUGCCUUCGAAAUCCGACCAAAAUCUUGACCGCAAACAACCCCCGCACGCAGUCGCGCCCGAAGACUCCAACCAGCGACGAACACUUCUAUCACAGUUGCAGCAUUUGCAACAAAUAAUACACAAUGCACGAUUUAAGACGCCAGGCGCUCGAGUCGCAUAAGACCGUCUCGAAGAAGGCCCAGUCACGCAUUUCCUCCCGGACAUCCUCGGCGGCGAAUUCGCGUCCAAACUCUCGAACAGUCUCUCGAAAUGUCUCGGAUGAUGAGGAUGGUAAUCUGAGUGAUAGCACAAAUUGGAGGUGAGCGUAGUUGGAUGAAAUGUCGCAAAGUAGCACGUACUAACGUAUUACCUUCAAGUGUCAACUCGAUAGAUGAUAUGCUUUCCGCGACCCUGCCCGAAGACGCUACAGACGUAUGGAUGCAAGAUCUUGGCGAUCGGGUGGAAGAGAUCAUCGACAGGAAGAGGAGCAGUGUCCAGGGCAGAGAAUCAGCGCUCGCAACAUAUGUCCACAUCCUCAUGGGGCACUAUGCAUACGAUCAAAUACAUUCAAAGACUUCGGAGCUGUUUCCAGCAUUGCUGAAAAGUGUCAAAUCGGACAGCGAAAGAGAAGCAUCCCUUGCUUUAAGAGCUAUUGCUCUUUCAAUAAUUACCGUCCCCUCAGAAACAGUCUAUGACUCUAUAUUUCAAACUCUCAAGCGUACAUACUCCGACUCCGAGUCACUCGCCGUAAAGGCGGUAGCAAUCCAUACACUCAGCGCAGCCGCAGUUUUUGGCGGGGCAUCAGACUCGGAGCUCGAAGAAAUAAUGGACGAUUUGCUCGAGAUUGUGGAGUCCGACGGUAGUUCAAUUGAAGCAGCAGACAGUGGCGAGGUUGUGACAGCCGCUUGCGAAGCAUGGGGAUUUCUGGCAACAUCAAUAGACGAUAUGGAGGAAAAGACAGAAGUGGCCAUGGAUGCAUUUGUAGAACAACUGGAGAGCAGCGAUGUCUCUGUCCAAGUCGCAGCCGGAGAAAACAUUGCUCUUCUAUUCGAGAAGAGCUAUACAGCACGGGAAACGGACGAUGGGCCAGCCAGUGACGAAGAAGAUGAGGAAGGUUUACCCAUUGAUAACACCUUCGUCAAGCGCUAUGAAGUCUACCGCCAAAAAGAUCAGCUCAAACAUACCCUCUCCCAGCUUGCAUCCGAGUCGUCACGCCGAAUCGCCAAGAAGGAUCGUAAGGUGCUCCAUACGAACUUCAGCGACAUCCUGAAUACAGUAGAAUAUCCCUUCCGGGGACCGCGAUAUCAAAACGCUAUAAAUGAGGAGACAGGCCGCAGAUAUGGCUCCAGAAUGGUGGUUCGCAUUCAUAAGACCGGUACCAUGAAAAUAGAUGCGUGGUGGAAGUUGCAUAGAUUGCAGGCACUUAGAAGAGUUCUCGGCGGGGGCUUCGUAGUCCACUACGAAAACAACGAGGUUGUUUUUGAUAGUCUUCCCAUCAUGAUCUCGGCAUCAUAGAAAACUCAACAGAUCAGAUGAGAAGACGUGGGGUUUGAAAUUUGGCGUUGUUGAACUUGGAGUCUGGGGACAAAAAAUUGGACUGCACAUUUAUGGAACAUUUUGUUUACUUUGUUUACUUUGGAGGACACAAAAAAUACCCUGGUCUAUGUUUUGGCAUUUUGGGCAUAGUAUGGUAUCUGGGCAUUAAUGUUCACAGUCAAUUGUUACUGAAAUUGUACGGUGCAGUCAAGCAAUAGAAGGCUACACAGAC